AUGGCAUUGGCACUGCUAGAGGACUGGUGCGGGAUAAUGAGUGUGGAUACUCAGAAGUCACUGAUGGUUAUGGGAAUCCCAGUGGAUUGUGAGGAGGCUGAGAUUCAUGAGGUUCUUCAGGAGAAUCUGAAGUCCCUGGGCAGUUACAGAAUCCUUGGCAAAAUAUUCCGCAAACAGGAUGAUGCCUAUGCCAUCUUAAUAGAGCUGAUGGAGGAUCUAGAUAUCUCAGCAGUCCCCAGUGAGGUGCAGGGAAGGGGUGGCAUGUGGAAAGUGGUCUUUAAAGCCCCUAACCAGGACACCGAAUUUCUUGAAAGACUGAACCUCUUUUUAGAAAAUGAGGGGCAGACGUUAACAAGUAUGUUCCGAGUCCUUGGACAUGAGGGAGUGUCGACAGCCACUGUCCCCUGUAUAUCCCCAGAGUUACUGGCUACUUUGGUGGGACAGGCAAUAGCACAUGCACCUCAGCCACUGCUGCCCAUGAGAUACCGGAAACUGAGAAUUUUCUCAGGCAGUGCUGUUCCUGCCCCAGAGGAAGAGCCCUUUGAAGUCUGGUUGGAACAAGCCAACGAGAUAGUCAAAGAGUGGCCAGUAGCUGAGGCAGAAAAGAAGAGGUGGUUGAUGGAAAGCCUGCGUGGCCCUGCCCUAGACCUCAUGCACAUAGUCCAGGCAGACAAUGAGGCCAUAAGCGUGGAAGAGUGUUUGGAGGCAUUUAAACAAGUGUUUGGAAGCCUGGAGAGCCGCAGGACCUCACAGGUUAAGUAUCUGAAGACCUAUCAGGAGGAAGGCGAGAAAGUCUCUGCCUAUGUGUUACGGUUAGAAACCUUGCUCCGGAAAGCUGUAGAGAAGCGUGCCAUUCCUAGAAAUAUCGCAGACCAGGUGCGCCUGGAACAAGUCAUGGCAGGGGCGAGCCUUAGUGAAAUACUGUGGUGUCGGCUCAGAGAGCUGAAGGAUCAGGGACCGCCUCCCUGCUUCCUUGACCUAAUGAAGGUAAUACGAGAAGAAGAGGAGGAAGAGGCCUCUUUUGAACAUGAGAAUCUUGAGGAUCCAGAUGAAGGGGAAACCUUUGGCCACUGGGUUAAUCCCGGCAACCCCUAA
Elephantulus edwardii (Cape elephant shrew) is the source of this 1095-nucleotide messenger RNA. RefSeq names its product paraneoplastic Ma antigen 2 (gene PNMA2). The transcript has a single exon. Lineage: Eukaryota; Metazoa; Chordata; Mammalia; Macroscelidea; Macroscelididae. The coding region runs from base 1 to 1095 and encodes 364 amino acids. The record is from RefSeq and is a predicted model, not a curated record.